AUGGCAGAUGUUGCUGCAUGGACGGAGGAGCAGCUGGCAUCGAUCCCAGAUGAAACUCCUUCCCUGGAGAGCUGGAUGAAGCCUCUGGCUUGCCUCAUUUGCAAGAAGUCAUUCCCCACAACGCUUCAGUUCCAAGAGCAUCUGAUGUCUUCUUCGCAUGUCCGCGUUAUGGCGAAACAUAGGAGGGACUGGAAUGACAGACGCAAAAGGCAGAUUUUGGAGGAUGCCCACAAGGCCAAGCAGCAGCAUGAGGAGGCCGAACCGGAGCAGUCCGCUCCACCAAAGAAGCUGAAGACACAACCUGAGCCCUUGGCAAUUGAGGUCAUGCCUGAUGGGGUGGAGAUGCCAGAGGAGAGGGCAGAGAGGAACAUGCCAGAGAAGAGGGCGGGCGUAGCAUUCGACGUCGAGCCCGAGCCCGAGCACAGUGAGAAAGAGGAGCUGAGCGCACUGGUGGACAAGGAGCUCGGAAGGGGAGGCGCAGUCGUUCAGCGGGCCAGCGCGCUCAACAUCUCUCUGAAGUUGUUGAAUAGCAUGACCUACAUCCGCAUCUAUCGCUUGAAUGGGGAGCUGCUUGAGUUCUGGCUGAUGGCUCGAGAGGCGGAGGACCUGGUAGUGAACAGAGAUGUGAAGAGAUUCCUUGGAAGAUGUGCCGGUUCAGCGGACGGGCCUAUGGCGUAUGCGGUGCGGCUGGUACACAUGAAAGACAAGCUCGAGCUUCAGGACGAAGAUCUGAUCAACUGGGCUUGGUUGGACGCAGGCGCGCUUCAGUAUGUCCUGGUAGAUGCGCUUUCACUGGAUCCGAAAGAUGUCCUCUCCGGCGAUGAAUUGGUGUUCUUCUACAAAGAUGUCUGCCAACUUAUGAACCCAGAGCUCCUCAUGACCUACGCGUUCCAGGUCUCCAAGCACAACGGCAUUAAGUAUUGCCAAAAAGUACUGGACGCUUGGGCUUCCGCAGUGCUAAGUCUUCCUUGCGAUUGCGUCAAUGAUAUCGAGAGCCCUCCCGGGAAGUCCUUCCUCAGCCGCUGCUUGGCCCUGCUUUGUGCACUUCAUGAUGCAGAAGACGUGUUCCGUAAAGAGUAUCGGCUCUACCGUGGCCGCCAGGAGUCUGAGGAAGACAGGAGACGCCGUCUCAAGAAUGACUUCUACGAUGGGCACAUGCCAGGUGAAGAUCUUGAGGACAUUCUUCACAGAAGCUUCGCCGGCGCAACCAUCCGUCUGAUCAGCGAUAGGUUACGCGUUGAGACUGUGGAGCACACCUUCGCGUUGCCCAGCGAGACCGUCAAGAACGACCUCUUUCAGCUCGUAGCUCAAAACAUUGGAGGCCGUUACCAUCCAGGACGACUCUCUAUCGGGCUUGGAUCAGAUCUCAUGGUUGCCCUCAUCAACAAGGGCCUUCCUCGAUGGUGUUGGUCUGGAUUCAACCUACUUCUUCACGUGCUGGAAGGGGUUCGUGUCACAGGUGAUUGCGAGGAGCCACUGGGGAUUUACUCAACAUGUUUUGCUUUGAACAAGAGAAUCUGUCUGCUUUAA
Molecule: messenger RNA, 1530 nt
Organism: Symbiodinium pilosum
Lineage: Eukaryota; Dinophyceae; Suessiales; Symbiodiniaceae
Source: the annotation of a GenBank genome assembly